Molecule: messenger RNA, 315 nt
Organism: Pelobates cultripes (western spadefoot toad)
Lineage: Eukaryota; Metazoa; Chordata; Amphibia; Anura; Pelobatidae
Source: the annotation of a GenBank genome assembly
AUGUCGGAUAAUUUAUCCCACUCCAUUACCAACGCCAUCCUGGCAUUUAGCCACACCCCCGAUUUUUCACAUCCCAAGGCCUCUGAGGAUAGGCCGGUGGCCCAUAGCAGCCAUAAGGCUACAAAUAAGACCCACAAUGUGGGUGAGCAUACCUCCAAAACUGAAUUGAUGGACAGGUUGUGUCCUGUUACCACUGAGGACAUGGGGCCCCCACGAAAAAGAGCCACCCGCCGGGCAAAAGCAGAGCAGACAUGGAAAAGGGCAAAAGCCCUAACGGAGUCUUCCGACUCUGGUUCGGAUUCUCGAACGAGUGCG